AUGAAGAUUGAUGAAAUUAUCAAUCUCCUGGGCACAGUUCCUCCGUCCCAGAACGUUGUCCACACUGAGGGGACUCGCAAUGAAAUCAUCAAGGUGUAUCAUGAAAUGUACGCACCUGGGCUUGCCUCUUUCUUCGAAUCCGGGUGGUACCACUUUACAGAAAAUGGAUCACCUUCGUUUCCUCAAAGCCAGCGUCUCGUCGAAUUAAUGGCAUCUUUUCUCAAGGCCUUGGAGGCUGUAAAGAUCAACGACCAAACCCAGAUGGCCUACUCUGGUAUUCUUGAGACACGCCUUGUGUGGGAGCUAGCGCGAGCAGCAUACGACCCUCCCACUGCAGCUUCUGCUAUCAGUACCACAACGCUGCCGCACGAUGGUGAUGCGAAGGAGACCCAAAACCGUGUCCGAGUUGUUGAGGCACUUUUGUGUGGAGACUAUCUAUCAGUCAACCCACUCUGCCCACCAAUACAAGACCCUGACAGUUACCGAACCCGACAAUUUGAUUUCUGGUACAGCCUGGCUGAGUUCGUGCGUACGCGGGAGGAUCCCAAUGGUCCAGCUGCCGCCAAGUCUAGGGAGGAAAUGCUUUCGAGGAUGCGGUAUCUACUUGAUGGUCGCGAGAACCGCGAUGUUCUCUACUCGAUUGCAGUUGUUCGAGAACUUGCUCCCCAUUUUGAUUCUCCCUACGGCAACGCUGCUCCUCAACAUGCCGACGAGAGUGACCCCAAGAACAAACUCUCAGUUGCAUCCAAGUUCAUUUACGAUGAAUCUCAGGUCACAGGUGGAACUACCAACGUCGUGCGACGUCUAUGCGACAUUGCAUACAGAGCUUUCGUCAAUCCAGGUGUGAAUAUUGCUCGGAGACCUUGA
Molecule: messenger RNA, 867 nt
Organism: Fusarium fujikuroi IMI 58289
Lineage: Eukaryota; Fungi; Ascomycota; Sordariomycetes; Hypocreales; Nectriaceae
Exons: 1
Coding region: 1-867 (288 amino acids)
Source: RefSeq, a predicted model, not a curated record